Schizosaccharomyces octosporus yFS286 is the source of this 1599-nucleotide messenger RNA. RefSeq lists its product as uncharacterized. Bases 66 to 1256 code for a protein of 396 amino acids. The transcript has a single exon. Lineage: Eukaryota; Fungi; Ascomycota; Schizosaccharomycetes; Schizosaccharomycetales; Schizosaccharomycetaceae. The record is from RefSeq and is a predicted model, not a curated record.
CUUGAAAUGUAGUUUCUGCCGACUAGUUCAUUGAAAUCCUCCAGCAUCUAUUGCUGGUGGUUUGUAUGUCGAGUAACGAUUUCUCUUUCGACAAAGGAGUUACAGAGGAUCCUUUUUUAAGUUAUGAAGCCUCUGUGAAGUCGCGUCCCAACUUUUCAUUAAACCCACGGGAAUCUUACAUUCAGAAUGCAAAUCAUCGAGACGAUUUACCUCGCUUGAAUCACUCACCGGAUCCGGCAAGUAGGGAAAACUAUGGUUACGUACAGGAAAGCAGUCGAGGUGGGUUCUCUUCGUUGGAUGCUAGUAGCAGGUCUCAAAAUCUGUUUAAGCAUGAUCGACCAGAAAUAAGUCAUUCUUCUAUGCGCAACGCAGUUGGAACUUUAGCAGAAACAUCUCUAGAACGGGAAUCUCCUUCGGAUAGCUCAACCGUUCUGCGCGAAUUGGAUGAACUCAAAUUCAGACUGAGCAACAUUGAACUACAUUUGAGUGACACUUCGCGAACCCUACCAUUUUCUUCACAAUCGUAUAGUCCUUAUGGAAAUUACAGAAAUCCCGCUUCGCACAUCAACGCACACUCCUUUUCCCCGGCUCCUUUAAAUACGAUGCAAACCGCCUUAUCACAACUGCAAUCAUAUCAUCCUUCUCCGGCUGUUUUAGAGCCCAUCCAACAAGCUGUACAGCACGCCAUCACACUCAUUCAUACUACUCCGUCUACCGUAGUGGAGGGUCUUUGCCGCAGUUUGGCUGAAUUGUGCCUUGGUUUGGUCCAACAAGCGAUUGAUGCCUCUUUAUCAAAUCAUCAACCAGGUCAAAAUUCUAUAGAAAUGGCACCUCAUUCUACUGCCCUUGAUUUAUCAAGUUCCGUAAAUUCAUCUCCAUCCCGUUCCAUCAGCACCGGUACUUUUGCUUACGGGUCACCGGAUCGUCCUUUAUUCCGCCAACCUCCUCCUUCCCAAGGAUUCAAUUCUAAUUACAGAAAUAAUUCACCUUCGCGUGCGUCUUCUCGACAUUCCAUCUUUUCUGAUACCUCUCGCUUCCAAUCCAAGCUGCAAAGGUUACCGCAUUCUCCCCUUCGACCUAGACAGCCUUCGUCGUCCAUGUCAACGAGCUCGACUGCGCGACAGCCAUCAAUGAAGUACAUAGAGAACUCUCAAGAUCCUUCUUUUGGUCCUUCGUUUCUUGAUACCUCUUACAAUCACUCUACACCCACAAAAAGUUCUUUGAAUGUUUCCCCAGAACCCGAAUCACCUCUAUAAACACUAUUUGUUAAUCAAAUUCUACACCAAUUCCUGUCAUAAGAGACUGAAUGUAGUAGAAGGGUCUCGUUAUACGUUAUACGAUCUUUAGUUAAUUUACUAGCAUAAUUUUCCGACCUUGAUUCUGUUUCCUUUUACUACACAAAUUUCUUUUUUUUUUUCUUCACGAAAUGCAAUACGAUACUUUUCAUAAAUAAAUAACUUAAUAAUAAAGUCUUUUUGGGUCAGAACGAAUCCCUUGGUUUUAAUAUCUAGCAUUCUCCAUAUGUCUGAAAUCGAUUUUGCAUAUCAACCCUCCCAAAAGAAAAGCUACUAUAUUCUUAAUCUCAUUAAAGAACGUUCG